Molecule: messenger RNA, 693 nt
Organism: Limanda limanda (common dab)
Lineage: Eukaryota; Metazoa; Chordata; Actinopteri; Pleuronectiformes; Pleuronectidae
Product: claudin-17-like
Exons: 1
Coding region: 1-693 (230 amino acids)
Biological process (GO): cell adhesion; bicellular tight junction assembly
Cellular component (GO): plasma membrane; bicellular tight junction
Molecular function (GO): structural molecule activity
Source: RefSeq, a predicted model, not a curated record
AUGAGAGACAAGCUGGAGACCUUAGCCCUGGUGUUGGGCUUCAUGGGCCUGUUUGGGACCAUCACCAUCACCGCCCUGCCCAUGUGGAGAGUCUCUGCCUUCAUCGGCGCCAAUCUCGUGGUCAUGGAGGACCUCUGGGAGGGCUUGUGGAUGAACUGCUGGAGGCAGGCUAACGUCAGGAUGCAGUGCAAGGUCUACGACUCCUUGCUGAUUCUCCCGUCAGAGCUGCAGGCGGCCCGGGCGCUCAUGUGCGUCUCCGUAGUUCUGGUCGUCAUCGCCUUGCUCAUCACGGGAUGUGGGACCCGGAGGUUCACCUGCUGCGGUGACAACAUCAGGUCAAAGAACGUCACCCUGGCCUUAGGGGGCUGUUUGUACCUGCUCUCCUUUUUGACCACCAUCAUCCCCGUCAGCUGGGUGGACCUGACCGUCAUCAGCAACUUCUACAACCCGCUGGUGCACGAGGGGCGCAAGCGGGAGCUGGGGAGCGCCCUCUUCAUCGGCUGGGCCACGGGGGGCGUCCUGCUCAUCACUGGGAUCAUCAUUCUGAUCAGUUACAGCAAACAUCGAGCCAAGGACGAAGAUCCCUACUACACUGGUGCAGCUCUGGGGUCACUGAGGAAACCGUCCACAGAGGGGAGCGCCUACCUGAAGAGGACGCCAUCCAGCGCUCAUAAGCAUCACGAAUAUGUGUAA